This is a messenger RNA of Coccomyxa subellipsoidea C-169, 597 nucleotides long. RefSeq names its product ribosomal protein S15a component of cytosolic 80S ribosome and 40S small subunit. The record is from RefSeq and is a predicted model, not a curated record. Gene Ontology annotation, cellular component: ribosome; cytosolic small ribosomal subunit. Lineage: Eukaryota; Viridiplantae; Chlorophyta; Trebouxiophyceae; Coccomyxaceae. Gene Ontology annotation, molecular function: structural constituent of ribosome. Gene Ontology annotation, biological process: translation. Bases 1 to 393 code for a protein of 130 amino acids. The transcript has 5 exons.
AUGGUGCGUGUUAGCGUGCUGGGCGAUGCCCUCAAAUCCAUGUACAAUGCAGAGAAGCGCGGAAAGAGGCAGGUCUUGAUACGCCCCAGCAGCAAAGUGGUCAUCAAGUUCCUGCAGGUCAUGAUGAAGAAGGGCUACAUCGGCGAGUUCGAGUUUGUGGACGAUCACAGGGGAGGAAAGAUUGUCGUGGAGCUGAACGGCAGGCUCAACAAGUGCGGCGUGAUCUCUCCCCGGUAUGAUGUCAAGCAUGGAGAGCUGGAGGCCUGGGUGGCACGCCUGCUUCCCUCCCGUCUGUUCGGCGUCAUUGUUCUGACCACCUCAGCAGGCAUCAUGGACCACGAGGAGGCCAGGAGGAAAAAGGUCGGAGGCAAGGUGUUGGGCUUCUUCUACUGAGCGAGCUCGGUCGUGGAGUUCCAGCGUAGACCUCUAAUGGGGGGCAUCCAGGGACAGCCGUGGUUAGUUGCAAUCGGUGUAUAUUACAGAAGAAUGACCCGCACAGUAUAAGGAGUACUUGCAUGGAGUCAUCACUGUGUCUGAACCAAAUGGGUUCCAGCAAGUCUCUGUUCUUGCCAUGUAACAACUUAAAAUACAGUUGCC